AAUAAUAUUUAACAUACAUUAGAAUAUUUAUAUUUAUCCACGCUUUUUCCAGUUGUUCUAUACCUUUAAUUUAGAAAUGGCUCAUUAUUAUUAUUAUUGUUGUUUUAUUUUUUUUAUUAAGAUUUUGAAAGACGUGUGUGCCUAGUAAUGUAAUGUUUUCUUUUUCUUUCUCUUUUCUAAACUUGUUUUCUAUGGGUGAAACAGCGCCCCCCUUGGCAGUCUCGGACACGUGCGGACAGAAAGCGCCGGCCGGUGAAGAUGAUGAACGUCGGUUUGCUUGAAUCAGGAAGUGUUCGGCCCUUUGUGUUGUUUGUGUAAAAAAAAAAAAACACACCAAAACCCCCCCCAAAAUGACACAGAACGUUUUAUUUUUCCCCCUAAAUCAUAACAAAUGUUUAUCAAUGGAUAAUUCUGGAAAGAAAGACCGUGGGUGAAGAAGAAAAUGUCUGCCACCAUGACAGGUGAACAUUUGAACAACUUCAACUCCAGGAAGGAUUUGGACACGAAAGGCCCGAGGCCUCAGACGAAUUCUGGGCCUCGUUGGAGUCGCUGGUGUUUGAAUCCAGGGACCAAAGAAGUCACAUGGUCACUACUGCAGGCCCAGAUGUUGGCAGAGUGCCUCGCCUUACAGCGGAAAAGAUCAAGGGUUCAAGCCCCAGCUCUGAGAGACAUUUUGGAUGCUUCACCUCCAGAGGCAUCUCCUCCACCUCACCUCCACCAGCCUGUGUCCUCCCCCGUCCUCUGGUCAAGGCCGGAGCUGGCUUUAAAGCCCAGUGAAAGUGAGAUGAGCCACAGCAGGAGAAGAAGAAGAAGAAGGCGAACGUCUUCUUCUGAAAAGUGUGCUAAUUUGAAAGUGGGAGCUGUGAUGUUUGAGGGGAGGACUGAAUCAGAAAGUACCCGUCCGUAGAGAGACUCCGAGAGUCGGGUUUCAGCUGUGAGAGGGCCCCCCCCACCGCCCACCCUCCUCCAGGUCAGACGCACUGAAGCUGCCUUUGUUUGACUGAGAACCAGAGAGAGGAGGAAAGAGGAGGAGGAAAAGUUUGCAGAGUUUGGAGUUGGUGCAGAGCAGCAGCAGCAGCAGCAGCUCCAUCUCUCUGUUCUCCUCUCAGGAACAGAACCACUUCUGUUCUGGGUCCACACUCAGCUCCACUGAAGAUGAAGACCUUUUCACGAGUUCCCCUCUGGUUCUGUGGAUUAUUUCUACUCAGCGUCCAUUUGUGGAGCCGUCACUCCUCUGCAUAUCAGCUGCUGGACGAUCGCGGUUCUCAGGGAGCUCUGGACCUGACAGAGCUGAUCGGUGUCCCACUCCCACCCUCCGUCUCCUUCGUCACCGGUUUUGAAGGUUACCCAGCCUACAGUUUUGGACCAGAGGCCAACGUGGGUCGUCUGACAAAGUCCUUCAUCCCUGACCCAUUUUACAGUGACUUUGCCAUCACUGUCAUGGCCAAAGCCACCACACGGAGAGGUGGAGUUCUGUUCGCCAUCACUGAUGCUCUUCAGAAGGUGGUUCACUUGGGUGUAGCUCUGUCAGAGGUGGAGGAUGGAUCUCAGCGGGUGGUCCUCUACUACACUGAUCCGGGAACCUCGGCAGGAACUCGGGAAGCCGCUUCCUUCAAGAUGGGUGACCUGACAGGGCGUUGGGCAAGGUUCACUCUGACAGUGCAGGGAUCAGAGGUGAGAAAUCCGAAAGUCAGGUUUGUGAAGUGAAGUUCGUCUUUAAACCAAAGGUUAAAAACUGCACAGUGUUGAACCACUAGGGGUGUGUAUUGACACGAUUCUGGCCAUAUGAUAAGUAUCGCGAUACUGGGGCAACUAUGUUACUAACGUUAGAACAGAUCAUGAAACUAAAUAUCACAAUAUUUCAAUGUAUCAAUGUUUUUCUUACACCCCAUGA
This is a messenger RNA of Cynoglossus semilaevis (tongue sole), 1894 nucleotides long. Its product is annotated as collagen alpha-1(XV) chain-like. Lineage: Eukaryota; Metazoa; Chordata; Actinopteri; Pleuronectiformes; Cynoglossidae. The record is from RefSeq and is a predicted model, not a curated record. The transcript is spliced from 6 exons. Bases 1156 to 1707 code for a protein of 183 amino acids.